This is a messenger RNA of Jaculus jaculus (lesser Egyptian jerboa), 1926 nucleotides long. It is a transcript of the gene Lap3, whose product is annotated as leucine aminopeptidase 3. NCBI's taxonomy places the organism in Eukaryota, Metazoa, Chordata, Mammalia, Rodentia, Dipodidae. Gene Ontology annotation, molecular function: manganese ion binding; metalloaminopeptidase activity. The transcript has 13 exons. The coding region runs from base 34 to 1593 and encodes 519 amino acids. The record is from RefSeq and is a predicted model, not a curated record. Gene Ontology annotation, biological process: proteolysis. Gene Ontology annotation, cellular component: cytoplasm.
CUGGAGGGCGGUGCCAGGGCCAGCGCCGGAGAGAUGUUCUGGCUGCCUCUUCCGGCUGCGGGGCUAGUCGUGGCCCGGCGUGUGCGAGUGAGGCGACUGUGGGGCCGGGGUCUCGCCACCGCCGACAUGACGAAGGGCCUUGUUUUAGGGAUCUAUGCCAAAGACAAAGAAGAGGAUGUGCCACAGUUGACAAGUGCAGGAGAGAGUUUUAAUAAGCAGGUGGCUGGCAAGCUGAGAGAAAUGUUGAACAUAUCCGGACCACCUUUGAAGGCAGGCAAAACCCGAACCUUUUAUGGUCUGCAUAAGGACUUCCCCAGCGUAGUGGUCGUUGGUCUCGGCAAAAGAUCAGCUGGAGUCGACAACCUGGAGAACUGGCAUGAAGGCAAAGAAAACAUCAGAGCUGCUGUUGCAGCGGGAUGCAGGCAGGUUCAAGACCUGGAGCUGCCUGCUGUGGAGGUGGACCCCUGUGGAGAUGCUCAGGCUGCUGCAGAAGGGGCCGUGCUUGGUCUGUAUGAAUAUGAUGACCUCAAGCAGAAAAAGAAGAUGGCUGUGUCUGCAAAGCUCUAUGGAAGUGGGGAUGAGGAAGCCUGGCAGAAAGGUGUCCUCUUUGCUUCUGGGCAGAAUUUGGCUCGCCAGUUGAUGGAGUCUCCAGCCAAUGAGAUGACGCCAACCAGAUUUGCUGACAUUAUUCAGAAGCAACUCAGAAGUGCUAGUGAUAAAACAGAGGUCCAUAUCAGACCCAAGUCUUGGAUUGAGGAGCAGGAAAUGGGCUCAUUUCUAAGUGUAGCCAAAGGGUCAGAUGAGCCACCAGUCUUCUUGGAAAUCCACUACACUGGCAGCCCCAAUGCGAGUGAAGCGCCCCUGGUGUUUGUAGGGAAGGGAAUUACCUUCGACAGUGGAGGCAUCUCCAUCAAGCCUUCGGCAAACAUGGACCUCAUGAGGGCUGACAUGGGAGGAGCUGCAACCAUAUGCUCAGCCAUUGUGUCCGCAGCAAAGCUCAGUUUGCCCAUCAAUAUCAUAGGUUUGGCCCCUCUUUGUGAAAAUAUGCCUAGUGGUAAGGCCAACAAACCUGGGGAUGUCGUCAGAGCCAAGAAUGGGAAGACCAUCCAGGUUGAUAACACUGAUGCUGAGGGGAGGCUCAUUCUGGCAGAUGCACUCUGCUAUGCACACACUUUCAAUCCCAAGGUCAUCAUCAAUGCAGCCACCUUAACAGGUGCCAUGGACAUAGCUCUGGGAUCAGGUGCCACUGGAGUCUUUACUAACUGUGAUGGGCUAUGGAAGCAGCUAUUUGAGGCCAGCAUUGAAACAGGAGACCGUGUAUGGAGGAUGCCUCUCUUUGAGCAUUAUACAAGACAAGUUUUAGAUUGCCAGCUUGCUGAUGUUAAUAACCUUGGAAAAUAUAGAUCUGCAGGAGCAUGUACAGCAGCAGCAUUCCUGAAGGAGUUUGUGACUCAUUCUAAGUGGGCACACUUAGACAUCGCAGGUGUGAUGACCAACAAAGAUGAGGUUCCAUACCUGAGGAAGGGCAUGAGCGGCCGGCCCACGAGGACUCUGAUAGAGUUCUUACUUCGCUUCAGUCAAAACAGUGCUUAACUCACACUCAGAAAUUCAGCUGUCUUAAAUUGAACAUUUGAGCUUUAAAACAUUUUUGAACGAAUGAAACUCUUUUAAGACAGCAAAGGAUGGUAUUUGAAAAUGUAGAGCAAAAUGAAAAUUUGUAUGACUUGAUUUUUUUUUUUUCAUUUUCUGCAAUGAUUUCUAAAGGCAAAGCCAAUAUCUUGCUUGGCAAGAUUUUUAAGAUGUUCUCUACAUGGUGAUUAAUUAUUUUUAGCUUCCUGAUCACUUUUUAGAAUAUAUAUUUUAACUAAAAAGAAAAAUUGUAUUUUAGAUUUGUGGUGCUAAGAAUAUAAACAAAAUUAAAAAUUA